CUAUAUACGGUUAAAUCCAAAAAAAAUAAAAAAUGAAAAACGUUGUUUUUCUAAUUUCACUUGUCCAUCUUCUUCUUGCAUUUUCCUCUAGUACUAGUGCUAGAACAACUCCGAAUCCACUCUUGCAUGUGGUGUAUGACACUAAUGGCGAUAUUCUUAGAACAGACGCCAGGUACUUUGUGGUCGUGGCACCAAAAUUCGGAGCCGGUGGGGGAGUAACGCGAGGCCCCUGGUUAAAGGCUGGAUAUGGAGCUGGUGAUGCUAACUUCGUGUGUCCAUCUCUGGUGGUGCAGUCCCCGCUAGAUGCGGACAAAGGCGUGCCAGUCUUUUUCAAACCUAAGGCACCCAAACAAGUAGAAAUUACUGAAUCCACUCCUCUUAACAUCCGGUUCUAUAAUCCAAUUGGAGUUUGUAACAACACACUGUGGGAAGUGGAAGGUUACCCAGGAACUUCUGAGAACCCAGCCUUCUUGUCAACUAAUGGGAAGACAGGAAAUCCUUCCACCUGGUUUCAGAUUAAGAAAUUUAAUGAUGAAUUAAAUGCGUAUAGGUUUGUGUUUUGUCCUAUUAAAGAGACCUGCGAUGAAAUCGUCAUCAAUCAUUUCAAGGGACAAAGGCUUUUGACUGUGAGAUUCGGUUAUAGAUUCCCAGUUGUGUUCGUCAAGGAUACUCACUACGGAAUAAAUUCGAUUAUAUGAUCGAUUUGGUUGGACAAAAAAUAUGAAUACUAUAAUGUACCUACUUGUAUUGUCUAAAUAAUGGUACACAUGCGUAGAGUACUAUGCAUACGCGCCCAUGUAUCUGUUUCUUCUCUAAUAAUAAAGUAUUGGUACCUUAAUGGAUA
Messenger RNA from Lycium barbarum (goji berry), 844 nucleotides. RefSeq names its product miraculin-like. The record is from RefSeq and is a predicted model, not a curated record. Gene Ontology annotation, molecular function: endopeptidase inhibitor activity. Lineage: Eukaryota; Viridiplantae; Streptophyta; Magnoliopsida; Solanales; Solanaceae. The transcript has 2 exons. The coding region runs from base 33 to 698 and encodes 221 amino acids.